AUGCGGCCCCGUCGCCGCCCUUUCAGCGGCCCCGUCGCCGCCCGCCCUUUCAGCGGCCCCGUCGCCGCCCUUCCACGGCAUCGCCGCCCGCCCUUACAGCGGCCCCGUCGCCCGCCCUUCCGCGGCCUCGCCACCCGCCCUUACAGCGGCCCCAUCGCCCGCCCUUCCGCGGCCCCGACGCCGCCCUUCAGCGGCCCCGUCGCCGCCCUUGUUAGCGGCCCCGUCGCCGCCCUUUCAGCGGCCCCGUCGCCGCCCGCCCUUCCAGCGGCCCAUCGCCGCCCAUUCAGCGGCCCAUCGCUGCCCUUCAAGCGGCCCCGUCGCCGCCCUUCCACGGCCCCGUCGCCGCUCAGCCGCCCAGCGCCCGAGCCGCCGAGCAGCCGAACCGCCGAGCAGCCGAGCCGCCCGACCACCGAGCCGCCCAGCAGCCGAGCCGCCCGACCACCGAGCUGCCCAGCCGCCGAGCCGCCGAGCCGCCCGACCGCCCCACUUGUCUGGGACCACUUCCUCUCAGUUUGCCCCACCACUCUCAUCGUUGACCUCCUUGAGAAGGCCCUCCUAGCGAUAGAGAAGAGCAUAGUCGCUGUAGGAGCCUCUCGUGGUGACCCUCGCACCCCCGUCUUUGAGGGGUGUUCUCCCUCCCCCCUCUUGCCCUCUAUUGCCUCUGCUGCUGCGGCCGACCUCGUUGGUUUCGAGUCGGUCGGCGCUGCGUCUGCCCCGAGCGGGAGACGCCACACCAACAAGGGCAAGGGGGGCAAGGGCGCUGGAGGGGCUGGAGGGGGCGGUGGAGGUGGUGGUGGAGGCAGUGGAGGGAGUGGGGGUGGUGGUGGGAGUGGUGCUGGGGGUGGCGGCGGCGGCGGCAGCAGUGGAGGCGGCGGAGGCGGUGGUGGUGGCGGAGGGAGCGGAGGCGGCGGAGGGAGCGGAGGCGGCAGAGGGAGCAGAGGCGGCGGAGGUAGCGGAGGAGGCGGAGGCGGAGGAGGCGGCGGAGGCGGCGGUGGCGGCGGCGGUGGUGGAGCGGGUCGCGACUCUGCGCAGAGGAGUGGCUCAAGUGGUGGUCCGCGCCAGCAGUAG
This is a messenger RNA of Closterium sp. NIES-65, 1068 nucleotides long. The record is from the annotation of a GenBank genome assembly. Lineage: Eukaryota; Viridiplantae; Streptophyta; Zygnematophyceae; Desmidiales; Closteriaceae.